GCUCGGGCCCGGGGGCGGCAGGGGGCGUGCAGGGCGUGACGUCACAGGCAGGGUUGGCCGGCCUGCACCGUGGCAGAGGGUCGGGGUGGCUGGCAGGCUGAUGGCUAGCGACGGUCUCAUAUAAUACCCGUGUGCGGGGCAGGAUGGCUCACAAAGUAGGCCAGGACGAGGCCCUGCACGAGCCCGACAGCCGCAGUGACACGAGCCUGAGCCCCGCGGCCAGCCACCAGCACGAGUACAGGACUAGGGGAAGGGAAAUGGUGAGCGGACCCGCAGUGAGUGCAGUGGACGGCCCCAGUAGCUCCCCGCCUGGUGCCACUUGUUUAGAGGACUCCCGGUACCGUUGUGUGGAGGACAUUUCUUCUGGCGGGCCCCCGGGAGAAGGUCAGAAGGGAGGAGAGAAGGUGUGGAGGAAGGGACUGCGCCAGGCUGAGGACAGUAGUGAGACAGACAUGGUUGGCGGUAGUGCGGGUGUCCUCGAGGCUGGGCAGCAGCAGCAGGGGCUGGCCGCUGCGGCAGCAGUCAUGGAACACGCAGACCCCAACAUGUACAGCUCGGACGAGUGGGAGGAGAGUGACCUCAGCGACACGGACGGCGACCACAGCGACAGCAGCGACGACGACGACCCCAAGUCCCAGGUGGACCGCCUCAUCGAGAAGGUCACCCUCGUCUACCUGGACGGCGAGAACUCCAACCUGUCCUCGGAGACGGAGAGCAGCGACGACAGCGACUUCGAUGACAGCGACAGCGAGAGCGACAUCACGGACGUGUCGCCGCUGAUCUCCGCCACGGCGAGCCCCCUGGGGCUGUCCCCCGUGCUCCCGCGCCGCGCCCUGGGCACCUCGCCCCUGGCCCUGCACGACAACAGGGGCCUGGGCUUCAGCAACUACGAGGCGCAAGCGCUUGACCGCCAGGGCAAGGAGGGGGAGCAGGCCUUCCACCACCAGCUGACGGUGCCCCUGGAGGAGCACCACCACCUGCACCACCACCACCACCACCAACGGCACCAGGACACCUCAGACAUGUCUGUGCUCCUGAAGGCCGUGGUGGAGCUGGAGGAGGAGCAGCGGCGGCAGCAGGGGGGCAGCGGCAAGAAGGCAAGGCGGCAGGAGUCCCCGAGCCAGCCCAUCACCAGCCAGCCCCCUACGGACAACCAGAUGCCCCAGAGGUCGCCACCCAUCGCCAUCCACCCCAUUGACGCCAGCCCGCACCACAGACACCUGCGGCGGGUGGGGGGUGGCCACCACCACCGGAGGAAGAACAUGUCCUUCCCCAACGAGGAGGUCCGCAGGAUAGACCGGGACAACCAGAUCCUGCUGGAGAAGAUCAUGAACGCCCACAGUCGCACCUCCUCCAAGCACCACCACCACCACCACCACCACUCCCACUCCAACUCAUCCUCCUCAUCCACCAACCAAAGCUUCACCGGCCACCACCACAGUAGUCGCCCAGUCCACCGGCCGGCGAAUUCAACCGUCAACCGGAGGAGAGAGGAGGAGAAAAUACGCAGGGAAAAUAUGGUAAAUCCUGCUGCGGAAAAUUCAGGAGGCCAAGCCAUCAAGGGAGGUGGCAGCGUUCCGUUCGGCCCGACACCACCGCACACCCACCGGCCUCUCCGCAGCGCCCGGCUCCUGUAGUGCGUCGGCCCGCACCGCCCCCGGGCAUGUGGCCGCUGCCACGACACCAAGAAAGGAGACGGCGCUGUGAGAGCUGCCCAGGGCCGGCGGUGCCCCACGGCACACUGACCUGUGCCGGCGGUCCUCGGCCCUCCCCCGCUGAGCAUCCACCCGGCCCGGCACCCGGCAGCCACAAGACCUUCCCACCGGUGCCGGCAGCCCACCCUCCUGGAGUGCCGCUGACGUCAUGCAGAGCCCCAGUUGCCCCCCACAGGAUACACCUCUACAGGGGCAGCACUGUAAUGGCCUGUGUGACCCACUACACACGACUCCCGUGCCAGGGUGUGUGCAAGAGGAAGCUGGACAGAGUGUGGCAGCAGCGCGCUGCACCACAAUCCUCGUAGCAGUCGUUCCCAACCCCAGAAAACAGAGGAGUGGCAUGGAAGGGUGAUGGCGUACCCCAUAGGCAGUGGGCCUUGCUGCGGUAUGCAGCCACCUACUGCUGCGGGGGUGCUGUGUUGGGGGGGCAGGGCAGCAGCCCGGCACUCUCACCCUCACACACACACAGAACAUUACUCACUUCCAUGCUGCUUAUUCUGCUUCCAUUAUUUCUUUCAUAAAGAAGUGUAGCUAGGCAAGUGGACAACGUGAGUAUUAUUGCCAUUCCCAGCCAAGGCGUAACACGGUGGAUGGUACCAGGACAGACGACGAGGCCAACCCACAGUGAGCGAGAGAGCAGCUGACUGUAACAUUCCACUCAUAAUGUUAGGCAAUGCAGCACAGUCACCUGUCGGCGCCACAUUGAGGUGACAGUGGGGCUGGACCAACGCAUGUGUACAGAAAGAGACAACGUGAUGCACCCUCAUCAUCCAAUCAGGCCUUCAUUGAUGCAUAAUCCACCACUUUAGAGCAGCAACAGCCUUCAUGGCGCGUGCUGUCGCCUGCGCUUCCCUCAACACCUCGGAGCACCGCGACGGAGCAGCAAACACGACCAUCACCAGGCGUCAAAAGGCAUUCAUCACCGGUCUUUCUUCGGCAUGCUAAACAAAAAUAAGAAAAUGACGUCUUCUGGAGAAUUGAGAGAACUGCCACCACUACCUUCACCUCCAUCCCUACCCUCUCCUCGCAUGUGUAAAUAAUGAACAGCAGACAUCAUCCGCAGAUCAUCAGAGUCUCGUAACAGUCAGCUCCACAUUACGCAUCCCUGUACAAAGCGUAGAGUCAUCCGCCAUUGCAGUAGGAGAGGACGGAAUGCAGACUUCAUUUCAUUUCGAGUUUCCACCCCAAGCCGCUGCCCCUUACGCCUCUUAGUCCUGGUGUUUAUUACGCAUCUUCCGGCACCGUAGACUCUGGGUUCCUGCCGGGCCCUUGCCAAGCACUAGCAGAGGCAGACAUAAUCAGAUAGCGGGCCAGGCAUCUCAGGGCAUUCUCUUUCACGACAGUCGUACAUAUAAAAGAAAGUUAAGUUUUGCGAAGUUUGUUUUCAUGUUGCAGAAAUUAAGUGACUUGUUCGCUGUUAUUUUUCUUCUUGCUUAUGGUCAAAAUUAGUUUUAUAAUUGGGUAAAGAACAUAAUUACAAACACCUCUCCAGUUACCAUAUUAGCUCAUUUGCCGAGACACAUUAGUUUUGUUUACUCAAAAGUUUAAUGAUACUUCAGAAAGCUGAUCAUCCUAAAUAACCACAUUUGUCUGUCGCCCCGUGUGAGAUGAAUGCCCUAACCUGCCGUGCCCCAAGCGUCUGUCCCCCACACACCACCGGCAACCCGGGCAGCCCACCACACCACAUAGUGACGGGUAUACACUGUAAUAUACUGUACCAUUGCGCCAUGUAUAUGUGUAUGUAUUGUAUGUCUAUGCCAUUACUGCUAGCCCCCACGCAUACUGUAUCGUGUACUGUUACUCAUUAUUGCCAGGGAGCAGAGCGUGUGCGUCGAGGCGUAAUACUCUUUGUGCAUAAGGAUGUAUUUGCUGCACACACUAUAGCUAUGAGUCAUGUAGUGAUGGAUCAGGGUCUUCGCUAAAAAUACCUAAUCGAAGAAUCGCCUCAUGUGCCCUGAUCCUACAUGACUAUUACGCCAAACACACCGAGACAACACCAUCGCCUGCCCCUCAAAAUGGCACACGUUUAGUCCAAUUUUAUGUGUGUCCUCCACUUCUCCGAAUGUGUCAUGUGACGUAAGGGUCCCUCAAACGCCCCCUUCACUUUCCAUAUCGAAGCUUAAGGGGCUUGUUGAGAGUCCUGAGUUGUGUGUUGCAUCGGAGGAGUCAGAGUGAAGCGCUGCCGUCAAUAUGUGAGGAACGCAAGGCCUCCAUGAGGGCGUAAUUUUCAUCCAUGAUAAUCUAGUCAGACGAUCUUGUUCCAUGAUUUUCGACUUGCCUGGACAGCCGCCGUAGGGUGCUAUUUUCCACUUCCUUUCCCUCGAUUUCUUUAUCGCUUUUUGCCUUUAUUAUGCUCCAACUUUUUCUUUCAUUUGGCAUCUUAUUCUUUUUAUAGCAAUUUUAGACCUUUUCACUUUCUUGUACUUUUUCCUUUUUCCUCAAUAUCUUGACCUCUUCUACUCUGGUCAGCCCUUUCACCGUGCAUGGCAGGUUUACAUGCUUCCACGCACUGCCACCAGAGGCACUGCUCGGCCCCAGACUGGCCCUGGCGCUGGCGUAGACAGUCUCGGGCCAGGGACAGCCUCGGCCCCGUCUCUCUUUCCAGGAGACGGUCCCUCUCAGUGCUCUUAGCCUGGCAUAUGUGAUUCCUGCCAUCCACUCCCCUCUGAAGUGGAUGUGGCAUGCUGGGUGUUCCUAUGCAGACAGCCUCCCACUCUCCCUGUCUCCAUCUCUGUCUGUUGUGAUCUCUCUUUCGUUUUCUCGCCUCGUAUUCCGACGUAAGCGAUGUGUUUUUGUAGGGCUGAGAAGCUCAACUGGUUUGGGCUUUUUUAUUAUUAUUAUUAAUCCUUUAUUUUGUAUUGUUUUGGUGGUAUUCUGUACGUACUGACAUUUUUGAAGAGGUUGAUUGAAAGACUUUUUGUAAGGUAUUUAUAUUACUAUUAAUAUUAUUAUUACGACAACUAUACGUACCAUGUGCCAGACUUUGUAAACAUGAUCCCCUCAGCUCAUGUUUAAUUUUUCAAUAUUAUGCAGCUCACUAAUGCAGGAUAAGUCUGUUUUUGUGCAUGUAAUACUAUACAAUUACUGCUAUUGUUAUUUUUUCAUCUUUGUGUUUUGUAGGAGUUUCAAACGGUACAAUCACGGAUGUAUCUGCACAAAGCUCACUUAGUAUAUAGUAGAGAGGUGUUCGGCUUGCAUCAGUGUUUGUUUACCAGCCAGUCAGCAAGUCAGUCAGUCAGUUCAGCAAUAAUAAUGAUGUCAUAAUAUUCAACGUCACAUCCAACCUUCCCAUAUAGGAUGUUUUGUCGCGGGCCAGAGUUAUGAGAAUCGAAGUUAGGUUGUACAUUUUUUUCGCUUUUUUUUAAUACAACUGUUUCCAAUCGAGUUUAAGAUCUACAUACCAGAGUGUCGAGAUGAUCAUGUUCCACGAUUUCAAAAGAUUGCAAAAAUGAAUUAAAUGUGAAUGAAAGUAUCCAUCAUGUCCUCCAGUUUAUAUUAUCACAAUGUUUAUCAUGAUUAUUUUUUUACUACACUCGCUCACUGUGCGUGUUUACCAAUGGAGAAUAAGCGUAGCGCAAUGUCCUUCCAGCCUUGAUUCAUUGCCUAGAUGCUAAAUUGUUUGCUAUUAGAAUGUUUACUCAGAUUUUUGGCUCCUAUGUAUGCAUGUCAACAACGAGAGAGAGGAGAGAGAGAGAGAACACGUGUUCUGAAGGAGUGUCUGUGUUACCAAGGCCUGUCUGUCUGUGUGAUAAGAGAACCUUCAUCUUCACCUUGAGUUGUGAAUCCGAUCAGAAGGGAGAAUGUGAGAGGAGGAGGAGAAGAAGGGGAGAUGCACAUUUAAUUGUAUCUGGGACGAUUUUUCCACGCCGGCUACGAUACAAAAAACUACCGUGUGUAAAUAUUUUUUAUACUUGUCUUUCAUUGUCUGUGAAACUUUUGAACAAUAAAAACAAUUGUUGAAAA
This is a messenger RNA of Eriocheir sinensis (Chinese mitten crab), 5678 nucleotides long. Its product is annotated as cilia- and flagella-associated protein 97-like. Gene Ontology annotation, biological process: spermatogenesis. NCBI's taxonomy places the organism in Eukaryota, Metazoa, Arthropoda, Malacostraca, Decapoda, Varunidae. The transcript is spliced from 2 exons. The record is from RefSeq and is a predicted model, not a curated record. Bases 144 to 1637 code for a protein of 497 amino acids.